This is a messenger RNA of Mauremys reevesii (Reeves's turtle), 4237 nucleotides long. Its product is annotated as BEN domain-containing protein 5. Gene Ontology annotation, molecular function: zinc ion binding; metallocarboxypeptidase activity; DNA binding. Gene Ontology annotation, biological process: proteolysis; negative regulation of DNA-templated transcription. NCBI's taxonomy places the organism in Eukaryota, Metazoa, Chordata, Testudines, Geoemydidae. The coding region runs from base 859 to 4170 and encodes 1103 amino acids. The transcript is spliced from 6 exons. The record is from RefSeq and is a predicted model, not a curated record.
UAGAUGGUGAAGGGCUAACUGUACAUGGUGAAAGGGUGGUGGGAUCAUGCCUGUAAAUAAACUGCAUCUGUGGUUACUAACCCCAGGGUCUUAGAGUGACUUUGUGGACCUAGCAGAGGCAGGAGCUAAGGCGGCCCUGCUGUGCACUGCUACAGGUUCCUUGGCAGUGAUGGGUAGGAGUUACUCUUUCCAGUUUGUCUGGCCUGAGAGAAAGGAGCUGUGCUUUUGAAUCACCUACCUAGUCAGAUCAGGCAGAAGCCUGCAAAGGAGGAGGUCAGGUGGUUAAGGUACAGAGAGGAGAGGUGGGAGGCACAGUGUAAUAAGGUGGCUUGCCCCCUGAGUGGGGGAGCCUGGGGCUAAGCUAACCUGGUUACAAAAUGAGCCCUACCUACAGGGAAUCAGGCAUUUCCCCAUAAAGAGCAGAAGGUGGUAGCAGUAAUGGGCACAAGAGCCAGGCUUAGGUGGUGAUAAAGCCCAGCUGGGGAAAGGUUUGGAAAGACAGCUCAGAGUAUAAGGAAAGCUCUGCAGGCAGAGACCCAUACCAAACAGGGCAGAGAUGCAGAGGGUAACUUAAAAGGUGGGGUAGGAAGUGGUCCAGGGAAAACUGUUGUAUAGGUAAUGGAGGAGACUUGGCUGUUCAGUACAUGGCCCUGGAGUAGAGGAUGGGAUUGGGUUCUCCUAUUGGCCCCAGUGGAGGGGCAUAGAAGCCCACCACAAGUUUUACAGAGUUUAGCAAGGGGACUACCGGCUGAGUCCAAGACAGGUUGGGGAAGAGCCCCAGAGAGGAAGAAGGAUUUUUUAAGACAUUUUGAGGACUUUCAGUUUGAACAGUUAUGACCCCAGAAGAGAUGGCUCAAGAUGGUGUCCCACCCAGAGGGCCAAGUCACUGAGGGAGGAACCAUUGGAGUGGAGCGACCAGCUGCUGCCAUACCUGGCCAUGAGGGGGUGCCUAGGGAAGACAAAACUGACCUUGAAAACAGUGUGAUGCAGAAGAAAAUUAAAAUCCCCAAACUCUCUCUCAAUCACGUAGAAGAAGCUGGGGAGGUUACAGAUUAUGGGGAAGAAGAUGUGGAGCUUAGACACAGUAAGAGACAAGAUGGAAGGAAACAAAGUGAAGGUACCCACAAAAGCAUCGAAGCAGUUGUUGCUCGCCUAGAAAAGCAAAAUGGGAUGAGUCUCAGUAGUAGUUCGAGCCCUGAGGAAACCUUUAUGGAGACUUCGGAAGGCAUUAACAACAUGGACGAUGCUGUAAUUCCUCGUGUUCUCUAUGAAGAAUUGCUGAGGAGUUACCAACAGCAGCAAGAAGAAAUGAGACACAUUCAGCAAGAACUUGAGAGAACACGGAGACAGCUUGUGCAGCAGGCAAAAAAGCUAAAGGAGUAUGGGGCAUUAGUGUCAGAAAUGAAAGAGCUCAGAGACUUGAACAGGAGACUUCAGGAUGUGCUGCUUCUGAGAUUAGGCAGUGGUCCUGCCAUUGAACUUGAAAAAGGAAAACCAGAAUCAAUUGAGCCUGAGCCUGAGAUACAGAAAACAUUCAGUGAGGAAGCGAAUACAUCAACAUACUAUCCUGCCCCUGUUCCAGUAAUGGACAAGUAUAUUCUCGAGAACGGAAAGGUCCAUUUGGGCAGUGGAAUCUGGGUAGAUGAGGAGAAAUGGCACCAGCUGCAAGUAACACAAGGAGAUUCAAAGUAUACAAAAAACCUAGCGGUAAUGAUUUGGGGAACAGAUGUUCUCAAGAACAGAAGCGUCACAGGAGUUGCAACCAAAAAAAAGAAAGAUGCAGUUCCCAAGCCACCUCUCUCACCUCACAAAUUAAGCAUUGUCAGAGAUCAUAACAAGAAACAUUUGGAUGCAGUAGCAGCACAAGAAGAUUUGGCCAUGGCUUCAACAAAAAAAUCAAAUCUGCCCCCCAUGAUUGAUAGCCGAUUUACGGAAAAGGAUCUCAAUGAUGUCUUUACUUUUGAAUUUGAAAAGCCCAAAUUUGGGCUUUUGGGAAAAGCAAAGAAGAAAUCAGCAACGUGCAAGGUGGAAAAGGAAGUGAAUGGUGAGCUCAAACCAUGUAGCUUCAAGACAAGUGAAGCAAGUGCCGUGAAAAGUUUCAACCUUUGGCGGCAUGUAAAACGUAACCAUCCUGAAAACUAUGCAGCUCUGGUUACAAAAAAGGACCAGGAAGAUGAGGCAAAACAGAAAGCUGACGCAGCUAAACGACAUUCAUCUGGCUCUUUGAAAACUCGUGGAGAAAAGAUUUUUUGUGGAGCUUCAUCUGAAAAGAAACCCAAAAUUGAGCAAACAAAACUUGACUCAUAUUCGAAGUCCUCAAAGGUUACAGUCACCAUGGAUGCCAAUACUUUCCGUGAAGGGCUGAUGGAAAUGGUUUGCUUGAGUUCAACACCGCUCGCUACCUUCAGGCUAAAGAACAAGGGAUUCCAAAAAAUUGCAGGUGAAAUGGGUCGGCAGCUUGGCAUUUCGACGGGGCAUGAUGCGGUUCGUCAUUUAGUUGUCAGCACAGCUGAGUCGGGUCGCGAAGAGCUCAAGAAAGCUUUGGAGCAAAAAUUGUGCUACCUGAAAAUGGAUGCAGCAACCCGUGGAAACAGAAAUUUCCUUGCAAUCAACGCUCAGUACUACGAAGAAAGAAAAGAUAAAGCUGUGGUAAAAACCUUGGACAUAAUCGACACUGAAGGGCGUCACAAUUCUUUGUAUGUCAAAAGUCAAGUAAAAGCUAUUUUAGAAAAAUUUGGGAUCAGUGAAAUGCAAGUGCUGAGCAUCUGUGUUGACAAUGCAGCAAACAUGACGUGUGCUGUCAAAAAUUUCAGCGAGGAUGAUGAAACCAUUUCUACCUCUGAGAACAGGGAUGUGGACAGAACUGAAGCUAUUUUGCCUGAUGAAGGAACUAAAGGAAUGGAUGAAAUCGAACUCAACGUCAUGGAUGCUGCUGCACAAUGGGUUAAUGAUCCUAGCCUCAUACUUCCAACAUGGCUUUAUGAGGACGACUCAAAAGUCCAACUGAUGAGGAGUGGUAUUCACACUCUUCAGUUGGCAAUCUGGGAUGGACUGAACAAAGAACAUGCGAAGAAAUUUCUGGCAAAAAUUCGACAAGUCGUUGUCAAACUACAAACCCCAAGUAUUCGAAGUGUUCUGCUUGAUCUACAUGGGGUAACUCAAUCAUUGGAUACUGUGAGUUGCUGGGGUUCAACAUUUGCGAUGAUUGAUCAGCUUCUUGUUUUUCAGUCUUACUGUGAACAAAUGGCUGCUGCUGGAACAAGAGAACUCAAGUUAACAAAAGCCGAAUGGGACGAAGUGAAGAACCUGCGAGACCUCUUGGCAAAGCCAAACCAAACAACCAUGAAUCUUCAAGCUGUUGAUGUAACCCCGGGAGUUUUAAUGAAGGAAUGGCGAAAACUGUCAAAAUUCUUGCAAGGAAAUGGUGGACAGAUUGCAGAAGGAAUUCUAUCCUCCAUGCAGAAACACGAAGAGAAGCUUUUUGACAAUAUUCAUUUUCUUGCUGGAGUUUAUGUUGACCCACGGUAUCGGAUUCUUCUUACCUCAAGGGAAAUACCAAAGGCAAAGGAAGGCCUCCUUGAUAUUGCUCGACGUCUCGAAAAACAAAAUCUAUUGCUACAUUUGAACUUGGCGAAAGAGGUUGAAGAAAAGGAAACACAACAAAAGGAGUCAACAAUCAAAUUUGCGGUUUCUGAAAGUUCAUAUCCUUUAGAAAUACCAGGUUGUUCUCAAACUUCCGUCUCCUCUCUGAACUUGUUCAAGCAUCCAUCCCUGAGAUGUCUUCAACCAUCACGGGGGAAUGGAGAUAAUUCAAGCAUCAAUUCUUCAGAAGAUGACGACUUCGAAAAGGAAUUGGAUAAACAAGAAAGACGCCAGCGAGUUUCUGCGAUUCAUAAUUGUAAUGAAGCAUUAUUCGAGAGAAACUUUUGGGAAGAUUGUGAGGCGAUGGAGUCUAUUGGUAGGCUAAAAGUUAAGUCUGUUUUUGAGGCCAUUCACAGCUACCCACACCGCAUUCAGGCUGCCUGUAGAAUUGCUUCAAGCAUGCCAACAACUCAAGCUAGUGUAGAGCGACUGUUUUCAACUUUAAAGUUCAUUUUAAAUGAUUUGCGGCAGCCUAUGAAAGAUGACUUGAUUGCUGCAAUAAUUUUUUACAGAAUGAAUUAUGAAUGAUUCUAGUUUGUAUCAUUGAUAUUUAAAUUGUUUUAAAAGUCUGAAUAAAAAUGUUUUCAAAAUUACA